GGAGGGAGGGGGGGGGGGGGAGCAUGAAACCCAGCGGAGGCUCGUCUACACCAAGGCUUCGCACACUGGCAGCUGACGGGACGAACGCCUCAGAGACACCGGCACCCGCUCGGCGAGCUCCUCCCACCGAGCGCCUCGCGCCGCAGCGGAGGACUCCUGCUCCGCCUCGCGCCACCUCUGCACACAGCGCGAGCGGCGGCAGCAGUAGCGCACCCGGCUGCGACGGCGCACAGUCCCGCUGGAUCGUUAACCGCGCGCGUGUGGGAUACGCGAGGGCGCACGGAUCUCCGCGUCCGCAUUUGUGAUCUAUUCUUUUUAUUUUUUAUUUUUUGGAGGGUUUUUUUGUGUUGCCAGGCAAAACAAAGUCGGAGCAGCCAUGAGAGUUCAUCCUGCAUCUGCGACACCCCUCCCCGACCGCCUCUGACCCAACCCGAUUCAGCAGAACAAACAUGUCAGCGUGCAGCGACUUUGCAGAACACGUGUGGAAACCCGGCUCCUGUAAGAACUGCUUCAACCCGCUCAGCGCGCACAAGGCCGCCGGCUGCCUGGAUGGCGGCGCGCCGGCUUGCGUGAGAGGCGGCCCUGGAGGCGAUGAAGAGGCUGAAGUGACGGCGCCUUCGCCCUACAGCAAGCCGACCAUCGCCGUCAAGCCCACCAUGAUGAGCCUUGACACCGCCGAGUCGACCGACGUCAACAUGAACAUCGAGCAGGAGAACACAAAGAGUCCCGUCGAGUGUUUGGACCUGAAGAAGCUCUUGGACCUGUCCACCUUAUUCAUUGACAGUAACGGAUGCAACAAAUCCCACAGAGAGGCAGCUCUUCAGAGUCCCGAAGCCAAGAAUGACAACAACAACUGCUUCCCUUUGUCGCCCGUGUCCCCCAAAAUCCCCAAGGACUCGGUGAUCAUUAGUAGCAUCUUCGUCACCCAGGAGGAGAGCAGAGGCUCCCAGAGUUUAAAGAAAGACGUGGGUGGAGAAACCUGCCGACAGCAGAACGGCGCGACCGCUUUUAAAGCCAAGAGCACUCACAAUGGAAGCCAUCAGGACUCCCAUCAGGCAUCUGUGGAAUUACCUAUGUCAUUGGAUAUAGUCCCUUCUCCUGCCACGACCCAGAGCAUUGGUAUCAGCCCUGUGACUACUCCCACUGUUACCACUAAGACCUCCAGCACUUGCACCACUUCCCCCACCAAAGCCUUCAGUUUGGACAUGAGUAGCUGCAGCCCUCCACCGCCCCUCCACUCUGUUCCCAUCCGGUUGGACUCGUCCCGUUCCUAUCAUAGCAGCGUUGACUCACUUGCUUCCAAGUCAGACAGUCCCCAGAGUCCAGCAGCUCUGACUAGCCCCCAGUCUGCCCCCAACUCUCCCAAUGACCAGCCCGUUUCCGAACCCAUUUACGCAGAAAGCACCAAGAAAAAGCGGCGGCCGCAUGGGAGUGCGGUGCACUCCCUCCGAGAGUCUCCAUCUCAGAGUAAGGACUCGUCAAGUUCUGAGCUGGAGGUUUCUGGAGAGCAUCGGGCCACCAUCACUGUAAUGGCUGCUCACACGGAGGAGAAUAACAGGACUUUCUACCUGAGCAGCCCGGAUUCAGCCGUCAGCACCCAGUGUCACUUCAGUCCACCAGCACGUAAAGACUCCAGUAGCUCGGCAUUCCGCUGGCCGAGUCCCAGCCACAGUGCACCCUGUCUGACCUCGGAGGCCGGUCUCACUCCAUCUCUGCACCACAAGCCUCAGUCUAGUCCACCUAUCCCCCCAAAGAGGAACUCCCGCUCUCCAAGACUGGGCACCUCCAGUCUCUCACCGUCCAUGUCUUCUCCAGUCCCUCUUCCGGAACUUCCCAAACUGGGCGUGCCCGGUCUCUCGCCAUCCAUGUCUUCUCCCGUCCCUCUCCCAGACCUUCCGAUGCUAUUCCUGGUCUCUGCUAGAGAGGGCCACUUCAAAGUCAACGCAGAGAACCCCAGCGCCGCAUCUGAGCGCUGGCACAAGCACCACCACCACUGCCGCAUCGAGGAAGAACAAGAGGAGGAGGAGAGAGAGCGGAAAGAGGGGGAGAGGAAGAAGCUCGCCACCAGCCCGGGGACCACCUCUCGGGGGACAGCCCUGGUCAAUGGUGCCACUGUCUGGAAGGAAGCCAAGGACUGGAAGGUCCACAGCAGCCCCCCUCCGAAGACAGCGCCAGGCACAGCCCCCUCGCUUGUCCCCAACAAUGGUGCCUGUCAAGGGGAGACCGGGGGCAUCGGUGCAGAGGAGGAGGGCAAGCAUAACGGGAGCAUGCCAGCCAAGCAGCCGAUGCACGGUGGCCCAUCAGAGCCACCAGCUGCCGGAAAGGGAUCUGCCAGUAAUGAGCCUCAUCCUCCACCUCCUCCACCUAAGAAGCUGCACAGGGUGUGCAGCAAGAUGAGCGGCAGCAGCAUGGAGCUGGAUCGCUGCAGCCCCACGUCCUCCCUGUGGGGCCUGCCCACGGCCUCCACCGACAGCCUGGUCGCCGACGCCGGUUCUCGGGAUGCUGCACGGAUGUCGUGUUCCUCUCCAUUUUCCAGGAGCCCCGUGUCCUCGGCUCCCGGCUCCCCUCACCCGCCCUCGUUUAAGGGUCUGAGCGCGCAGCCGCCUCCGCUACCAGAGAAAAAGCUCAUCAACCGCACGGCGUCGGCUCCGGACAGCGCCAACGGGAGGCCGUUCGUCCGGCCCUACCCGCGGCUCCCCUUCACGGGCUCAGAUGUCAACGUGUGCCGACCUGCCGACUCCGGUUCCCGGUCCAGUUUGCCGUCCAGCCCUCUGGACCCACGGCCCAUCUUCUCCUCCAACGAGUCUCUGGAGCGGUGCCACGCCCUGCAGGCGCGACCCUCCAGGUCUCGGACGCUGGACGAGCCCCUGAAGACUCACGGGCGUCUCGGCGUCCACUGCCGAACCAGCGCCACCUGCUCCUCCUCCCCUCAGCUCAGCGCGCCGCCGUCGUCCUCGGAACCGGGCCUGGCGCCGAACCUGGGCUCCAGCCUGCAGCUCCAGACCCUGCUGAGCAACAUCGACAGCCGAGAGGGCGUGUACUCCAAACUGGGAGGCCUGUACGCCGAGUCCCUGCGGCGCCUGGCCCUGAAAUGUGAGGACCACUUCACCCGCUCCCAGAAGAACCCGCUCCGGUUCGAGGAGAGCAACUGGUCUCUGUUCAGGCUGACGUCCAACAAGCCAAGCUGCACCACGGGAGACGCCGUGUACUACUCUGCUGCCUGCGCCUCAGACCCCAGCAACUCCUACGCCGUCAAGAUCUGCAAGAGUGCGUCCAUGGAGGCCAAGCAGGGCCACCUCUACGGCCUGUCGGUGCAGCAGAGCAUGCCCCCCCACUUCAACCUGCAGCAGGACCGCGGCCACUUCCUGGCCUGCGUCCCGCAGAGCAUGCUGCCGCCCGACGAGGCCGCCGCCCCCACGCCGGCGCCGCCGCCACCGCCGCAGCCCUCCGUGCCCUCGCCUGCCUCCGGCCAACAGGUGGACCAGGAGCGCGUGGUGGUCAUCACGCCCGAGAUCCCCCAGCAGACGGCCUCGGACUUCGUCCGGGAGUGGGCGUCGUUCCAUAAAACCCAACCGGAGGUGUACGAGCGGCGCGUCUGCUUCCUCCUCCUGCAGCUCUGCAACGGCCUGGAGCACCUGAAGGAGCACGGGGUCACGCACCGCGACCUCUGCUUAGAAAACCUGCUGCUGGUCCCUCACCAGCGCAGGCCCCCCCACUUCCACCUGCACACCAACCACGACGGCAGCGCGUCCGGCGGCGCCAACAUCCAGCGCCACCUCCCGCGCCUCCUCAUCAGCAACUUUGCCAAGGCCAAGCGCCGCUCCCCGGAGGACGCCGCCUCGACCUGCGCCGACCCGCGCGUGAAGCGCGACCACGCCCGCCUGGCGCCGGAGAUCGUCUCCGCGGCCCAGUAUCGAAAGUUCGACGAGUUCCAGACGGGCAUUUUGAUUUACGAGCUCCUGCACCAGCCCAACCCGUUCGAGGUGAACCCGGCGCUGAAGGAGCAGGACUACCGCUGCGAGGAUCUGCCGUCCAUCCCCUCGGCCUCCCUUUACUCAGCCGGGCUCCAGAGGCUGGCGCAGCUGCUGCUCCAGCCCGACCCCAUCAAGCGCAUCCACAUCCAGGAGGCCAAGCGCAUCCUGCAGAGCCUGCUCUGGGGUCCCAGGAGGGACCUGAUGGAGCAGCAGCUGGAGAGGCACGCGCCGGGCGGCAGCUUCGCGGACGGAGCCCGACACGAGGGCCUCCUCAACUGGCUGGACGUGAAACGGGCCCUGCUGAUGAUGAAGUUCGCGGAGCUCUCGCUGGAGCCCGAGAGGAACGCCGAGCUGGAGGACUGGCUGUGCUGCCUGUACUUUUCCUCCGCUCAUCCUCUGUCCCUGUGCCACACUGCUGAUCUGCUCUACUCACUAAAGUAACGGCGCGCUUUAGGAAGUGAGUGGAGCUAGGUUUAUAUGUGAAUCUGUGAACGGUCAGAACCACCAGAAAUGUUGACUCUUGUAUCUAGACCCCCAGAAGGGGUGAGUACCUGGAGAUGCUGUGAACCCGCCUUCCCGUGUGUCGAUGUGCUACUACUGCACGCAUCCGAGCCACGCAUGCACACAAACGCCACUGGACCACUAGCAUCUCCCCACAGACUGGACCCGUAAAGCCUCAUACGUGGACUAAAAAGAUUCCCCUUCAGACUGGAGAUGCCAAAUUAAUAAUUCUUUCACGCAGUUAACAUUAGCAUUUAAUAUCCAGUUAUUACACCACUGACACACAGUCUGAGAGCCAAGCAAAACAUGCUGAUCUAACUUUUAAUUUGUCAGCGGCAGACAAAGUGUUGCACCUUUUUAAUCAUGUUCCUUUGUGUAAACCACACACACACACCUCUCUGCAACCAGAUUCACCUAAUCCUGCCCGUUACGUCAUGGAUACGGAUCAGACCUGUGUGUUCUCUGUGGAACUCAGUAUACAACUGCUUUGCUUUGGCAAGUAUUCAUACAGUCAUUUGGGCACAGAUUUUUUUUCUAAAAGAACUAUAAACAAUAUUCUGUAAAGGAAGAUAUGAAACCUUCUAGAUUUGUGAAUCAAAUCCGUCAGAACAUCUCGUUAGCUUCAAACCUGUAGACACGAUGCACUGCAUGUCAGGACACAUGAGAUGAAGACAAAGGAAUCCUGUGCAUCACCUCACCUCACAUUUUGUCUUGAGGCACAGAUCAAGGAGAAAGUACCUUAACUUUAAAGUUAAAUGCUUGUAAUUGACUGCAAAGGAACUUCUACACAGUGAAUACUGGUUCACGCAUCAAGAUAAAUGGGGAUUCCUUUCAUUUUCAUACUUUGACAGGGCAGUAAAAUGUGAAGGUGUGAAUAGUUUCCAAAGCAACUUUAAUAUAAUAAACCUCCCUUUCAAUGUUUUUACAAAGCAGCUGUUCUGUAUGUUCCAGUGGCUCCAUGUAAAUAUUCCUUUCAUUCGUCCCUUGUGAAACUGGCCUUUCACAAACCGUUAACUGUACAAAGUUGUUUCUUUAUUUGUAGAUGAUACUAGAAAGCUGGUCUUAAAAAGCCAUUAAUAGCAGUUCAGAUAUUUAUAUGCUUGGACAUCCUGCAGUAGUCACUGGAGCUUCUCUUUAUUUUCAUAUUAAGUUGGUUGUGUUUGGCACAGCAGCGCUGGGGGCCGUUUGCGUCCUGCGGAGAAAACUUCAUGAUGCGAGCUCUUAAAAUGAAAAGAUGAAGAGCCCCGUGUUUAAACCGUGACAUGUUUCCAAUGUAAAAGAGAAGAAAAACAUGGUUGGAAUUCACAACUAACACAUUAUUGAUUUUCAUUAUUCUGUGUGCGCCUCACUUAUUUACAUCAAUAAACCGUGCAUAUAUUUUCUCACUGUA
Molecule: messenger RNA, 5865 nt
Organism: Betta splendens (Siamese fighting fish)
Lineage: Eukaryota; Metazoa; Chordata; Actinopteri; Anabantiformes; Osphronemidae
Product: inactive tyrosine-protein kinase PRAG1
Exons: 6
Coding region: 450-4415 (1321 amino acids)
Biological process (GO): protein phosphorylation
Molecular function (GO): ATP binding; protein kinase activity
Source: RefSeq, a predicted model, not a curated record